GUAUUGGCAAGUCCUCUGUUGGCCGAGCCCUUAAAUAAUUUUAUUGGAUGCGUUGAAGAACUUCCAGCGCUUAUAGAAAGACCACGUUUACUAAACAUAAAUAUCAUUAAAUUAGUGCUUAUAGAUAGUACGCAUGAAGCACAACGUCUCGCAUGUAAUCCGGUUCAAGAUAGACAAGUGGCAAGUGGGAAUAAGAUUAAACAAUAUCAAACUAUCGAAGUAUUUGGCUUUGUGAUUUUUAUGAGCUGUCUGGAAUUAUUACGAUCUAGUUCUAACGGAAAUCCUCAUGAUUUUUUAAACAA
Messenger RNA from Racocetra persica, 302 nucleotides. The record is from the annotation of a GenBank genome assembly. NCBI's taxonomy places the organism in Eukaryota, Fungi, Glomeromycota, Glomeromycetes, Diversisporales, Gigasporaceae.